Anguilla rostrata (American eel) is the source of this 16630-nucleotide messenger RNA. RefSeq names its product polycystic kidney disease 1a (gene pkd1a). Gene Ontology annotation, molecular function: monoatomic cation channel activity; protein binding. Gene Ontology annotation, cellular component: plasma membrane. The coding region runs from base 243 to 13604 and encodes 4453 amino acids. Gene Ontology annotation, biological process: kidney development; calcium ion transport. The transcript has 47 exons. NCBI's taxonomy places the organism in Eukaryota, Metazoa, Chordata, Actinopteri, Anguilliformes, Anguillidae. The record is from RefSeq and is a predicted model, not a curated record.
CAGCACGCGAAAGGGGGGGAAUAAAGGAAGUUCUUCGGAAACUUUAAGCACAGGAGUUGGGAACUUUUUUUCUCCCCUAGAAGUUGAGCUAGUUCCGUUCGACAUCAGAAAACGGGGGAACUGUUGCGAAUCGGGGGGAAAGAACUUAUAUUUGCUUUUUUAUGCAAACCGUAAUAGACGCGGCUUUUCCCCCUAGUCCGAGAAAAAUUAUAACAUCAAGGGCGAUGCGAUGUGAGUGAGCUAUGCCUUAUAGAAAUGGACAGACUGUAUCCAAGCGAAAACAUGGCGUCUAUUUCUCAGAGUUUGGACUUUUCUCCAGUCUGCUGUUACUCUGCUUCCUCGAAGCAUCGGGCGUCUUGGGGAGCGACAGAGGCUGCAGUCCGUGUCCCACCAACUGUACUUGUUCGCUUGUGGGACCCCAGGAUUCUUGUGUUGUUAAUUGUUCGAACAUUGGACUGGACUGGGGACCCGCGGCGGUGGAUCUCCCGUCUGACACAAACAUUUUGGAUCUGUCCACAAACCGCAUUUCCUCUCUAGAUGCCAGUCUCUUUGAUCCUCUGACUUCCUUGAAGGAAUUGUAUCUUCAGGGUAACCGCCUUACCACUCUUCCUCGCGGGAUCUUUGGAUGUGGGACGCUGUCCGUGCUAGAUUUAAGCAACAACCAGAUUUCUACAUUAGAAGAAAGAAUAUGUGAUAAAUUAUUUAAUUUAACUGAAAUAAACCUGAGCAGGAACCCGUUUGUGUGUGACUGUAAGCUCUUUCGGCUGGUGAGCUGGCUGCAGGAGAGGGGCGUGCGCGUGCGGAAGGUGGAGUCCAUGCAGUGCCAGUGGCCCGCGGAGCUGCGGAACCAGCCCGUGCUCAACGUCAGCCUCCUCAUGUGCGGGCUGAACUACGCGGCCUGCCUGCCGGACAGCCACACGGGGGUGAAGGAGCUGGUGAUCUUCACCCACUCCUCGCCGGGCAACUACACGCGGGACAGCUGCAACGCGCAGUGCUUCCAGAAGGCGUACCGCUACGGCGGGCUGGGGGCGCAGCGCGAGUGCCUGUGCAGCACCAACUCGGAGCCCAACUUCAUCAGCGAGUCGCAGUGCUCGGCCGCGUGCGCCGACCCGCAGGUGAUGAAGAAGUGCGGCUGGACCGUGGCGCACGACGUCUUCCUCGUGGUCUUCACCGCCUCCUUCCGCCGCCCGCUGCGCUUCUCCGUGCACCGGGAGGCCGCCCUGACGCUCCGCUCGUCCGUGCACCCCGCCGGCCUCUCCUGGGACUUCGGCGACGGGACGCCGCCGGUCAACGCCACGCCCUGGGCCAACGCCACCCAGCUGAGCGCCCGCCACAAGUACGCGCUGCCCGGGGAGUACGCCGCCCGCGUCGCCCUGCGGUCCGAGAGGAAGGACAUCGCCGUCUCCGGGAAGGUGCGCGUCACCCUGCCCCCCCGGCUGGAGCUGGCGUGCCCGCCGGUGGUCGUGGCCAAUCACAGCAUCGACGUCGGCCUGGUCAACUGGGGCGGGGUGGGCGUUGCCGUGGACUGGAGGAUCCUGCUGGACGGACGCGAGGUCGCCAAAGCAAUGCCCCACUGUCCAUCAGAUGGUUUCCUGGAUACAAACUCCUCCCACUGCUACCACCUGAACCCCGAGGAGUCCAGCUGGGCUGAGGCCCAGCGACAGUGCUUCGCCCAGGGCGGGGACUUGGCCGUGGUCAGAACCGAGCCAAUCAGGAGCCUCCUGGCGAGACGUGUCACACAGGAGCGCGGCGUGUGGCUGGGGCUGAGCGACGCGGACACGCCCGGCUCGCUGCGGUGGGCCGACGGCUCGGAGGCCAGCGAGGGGGAGGGCGGGGCGCGGGACAGGGCCACGCUGGUGAGCGGGAACGUCUGCGUGUCGCUGGACGCCGGCGGCCUGGCCAGCUCCCACCCCUGCAGCACCACGAGGGCCUUCGUCUGCGAGUUCAGGCCGCAAGUGCGCUUACCCGACGCCGGAGUGUUCAUGGCGGGCAGCGCGGUCUUCCACGCGCAGAGACCCCUCUCCGUCCCCGCGGCCCCGACGCCCGGCCUGGAGGCGCCCGCAGCACCCGUGGAGCUCCUCAUGUUCCCAGCCAUGGCCUUCCUCCAUGACGCCCGGCUCUCCUCCCUGGAGUUCAUCACCCAGGACCUGAGCCGGGGUGCCCAGGUGCGAUUCCAGGUGUACAGGCCGCAGUGCCCGGAGCUGGGCCAGCACCUGCUGCUGCCAGGUUGCGGAGACCUCUGCGCCCCCAUCGCCGUGUGCCAGGACGAGGAGGCGAACGGCACCGUGGAGGUCUGCCCGUCCCGUCAGCAGUGGUGCCCCUUCCAGGGGCGCUGUCUCCCCCUCGGCAGUCCCUGCUCCCCCACCUCCUGCGUCAACUGCUCCCGGGCCCCCCUCCUCCCGCUGGAGGUGUACCAGCCAGAGUACAGCCUGGUGGAGGAAGUCCUCUUCACCCUGACACCGGGAGCCUCCAGACACCAGCUGGUACAAGAGCAGAUUUCGGACAUCUUUGUGGCGGAGGGUGACUUCAUGGCCCUCCAGCACGACGCCGGUCCUGGGGCCCUGCUCCAGUGUGGCCUGGACCCCGCCUCCCCCUGGCGCCAAAGCCUGCUGGUGCUCAACGACACCGACUGGAUCAACGGCACCUCCGUCGACGUGGCCGGCAACAGCAGCGCCUGGGCCGAGGACCGCGCCUGCCUGCUCAGAGUGCUGUACACGGGGCAGGAGGAGACCCCCGUCCCGGGCCCGCUCCUCCAGGCUGGGCUCCCCAAUCCGGGAGAUUAUACCUUCCAGGUGACGUCCGACGACCCGGAUUUCCCCAGCCGGGCGUCCUGUCCGAUCCGCGUGGUGCCGCCGCUGGGCCUCACCGUCAUCUACCCCCCCAGCCAGAACGGGACCAUCUACUUCCCCGCCAACCAGACCUUCCUGCUGGCCAAAGUGCGGUCCUGGCACCGGGCCUGGGCGAGCUGGCAAGGGGGCAACCAGUCCGUGCCCUUCCUGGCGUCCUGCCCGCCCGACCUGGCGCCCGUGGUCGGGGAGUGCCGGUCCGACCGCCACAACGACACCCUCUUCGUCUACGUGGACCUCCGGCUGGGGGGCACCCCGGCCGGCCCCGUGGUCCUGACCGCCCGCAGCGAGGUCGCGUCCGCUAACCUGACGGUGCAGGUGAGGGUGGAGGAGCCGCUCCGGGGCCUGAAGGUCACGCCCCACCCCAACCACAGGGUGCUGAUGGAGGUCAUGGUGAAGUACUCGGCGGAGGUGGAGGCGGGCUCCGACCCCAGCUUCAAGUGGACGGUGGACGACAAGCCCCACUUCACCUACUACAACACGGUGCUCAACGUCAUCUACCAGAACGCCGCCGUCUACAAGCUGUCUGUGACGGCGAUGAACCACGUGAGCGACCUGACGGAGCACUACAACGUGACAGUGGACAGGAUGAACCCCAUGGCGGACCUCACCGUGAGGGGCGUCCCGGACAUCGUCACGCAGGGCUCCGCCCAAACCCUCUCCGCUUCCGUCCUGGUCGACAUGUCGGUGGACGCCGCCUUCCGGUGGUCUUUCGGAGAUGGAGGUUACCAGGUCUACCACUUCAGACCUCCCUACAACAGCUCCCUGCUCACGCCUGACCCCCAGGCCCACCAGGUCACCUUGCGGCAGAAUGUUACCUACGUUUACGCCCAGCCAGGAGAGUACACGCUCACAGUCUCAGUGUCCAACACGAAAGAGAACAUGAGCAAGAAGAUUGAAGUGUUUGUGUUCAGCGUGCUGACGGUGGUGGAGAUCGAGACCGACCCUGAGGUUCUGCAGGCGGGCCGGCCCACCGUAUUCGAGGCCCACCCCCUGCCCUCACCCUAUGGCAUUGUCUACACCUGGAAUUUCGGGGAUGGUUCCGCCCCCGUGCAGGGUCGCGAACGCCGUGUCAACCACACCUUCGCCCGCAGUGGCGUCUACAAUAUAUCCGUCUCCAUCAACAACACCAUCAGCUAUACCAGCACCCACGUGGAGAUGCUGGUGUCGGAGGAGAUCCGGGGCUUGUCCGUGUCCUCCACCUCCCCCACCGAGCUCAACACCCCAACGAUCAUCAGCGCCCAAGUGGAGGCCGGCAACAAUAUCACCUGGACCUUCGCGAUGGGCGACGGGAGGGUGCUGACGGUGGCGGAGCCACAGGUGGAGCACAUCUACGUCAAGGACGGCAACUACACGGUGAACGUCACGGCGACCAACGGCAUCAGCUCUUGGUGGGCGUCGCUGGCCGUGCAGGUGUUCAUCCUGGAGGUGCUCUCGCUAGAGCCGGCCGGCUGUGUCCAGGAGCUCACCGAGAUUGACUUCAACGCCUUUGUGUCGGGAAACUCCUCCAUGUAUGUCUAUGAGUGGAGCUUUGGGGACGGCACUGAAAAUGUGACCCUCCGUGGUACCCCAGGCAUCACCCAUAUGUACCCUACUAGUGGCGACUACUACCUCUCGCUCCACCUGUCCAGCAGGGUGAAUAAAGCCAAUUUCUAUGCCUGUGUCUGUGUCCAACCAAUGAUAGUUAAUGUCUCCUUAGUCUCCAAAGGCAGCUACACCUUGCUAGGAGAAGAGACCAGUUUCACCGUUAGUGCCUUCCCGGUGUUUGAAUAUACCUAUCUCUGGGAUUUCGGCAUCAAUGAUUCGACUGUUCGAGGACACAAGGACAUGUCCUUUACCUACAGAGAUCCAGGACAGUACCUGGUGACUGUCACAGUCCUCAACAACAUCUCCUUCAGCAACAGCACCACCUUAAUCGAGGUUCAGGAGUCCGUGGGCCUUGUUGUCAUCCAGCACAAUGGUACCAAGUCCAACAGCCUGGCCCUGCACCAGCUGUACACUUUCUCGGCUUCGGCGGAUGGCUCAAGCGUAGACUACAUCUGGGACUUUGGGGAUGGGAGCAUCCUGACUGGUGGUAAUGUCACCCACGCGUACAACGCCUCUGGUGACUUCAACAUCAGCCUGAUGGGGAGUAACCAAGUGAGCAGCAACCACACCGAGCUCUCUGUGUCUGUCAUCACACCCAUCCGGGGCCUGACAGUCAACGCCAGCCUGAUCAACGUCCCCCUCAAUACCUCUGUCCACUUUGAGGCACACCUAGAGCAAGGGGACAAUGUGGAAUACUCCUGGAUCCUGUGUGACCGCUGCACCGCCAUUCCCAGUACCCACACCAUGUUCUACACCUUUAGGUCGGUGGGGACAUUCAACGUCAUCGUCACAGCAGAGAAUAAGAUCAGCUUUCUGCAGGCCAGCAUUUUCAUCUUUGUCCAACGGGAACUGGAGGGUCUGCAGAUUGUGGCAGAGGAGCUGGGUGAAGGCUGCUGCUUUGCCACCAACAGGGUCCUCCACCUGCAGGCUGCUCUCCGGGAAGGUACCAACAUGUCCUUCAGCUGGAGCCUCCUUAGGAACCAGGAGAAUGCCACCAACCUGAGUGGGAAGACCAUAGAUGUCAACUUCUCCCAGCCAGGCCCUUGCAAUAUCUUCCUCAAGGCCACCAACCUCCUGGGCCAGAUUGGCGUCAACAGGACUAUCGAGUUUCUGGACCCAGUUGGCAGUGUAAGCCUGCAAGCUGCUCCCAACCCCGUGGCAGUCAACCGCUCAACUAACAUGACGGUCUCUGUGAGUAGUGGUUCGGAUCUGAGGUACCGUUGGUCUCUCGAUGGAGUCCCCCUGCCUUGGUUUUCUCCUUCAGUCCAACACAGAUUUGUCAACCCCGGCCUCAAGCUGGUGAGUGUGGAGAUCUCCAAUGAGGUGAGCUCAGAGAUGACCUCAGAGUGGAUCAGCGUACAGGAACCCAUUUCAGGGGUGGCUUUCACUGCCACGGAGGUCACAGAGCAGAAUUUUGUGGCCUCCGGCACCACUGUGCUCCUGCAGGGGGACUAUCAAGUUGGAACUAAUGUCUCCUGGACGUGGUACCUCCCCAACACGGUGAAAAUGGGCCAGCAGGUGACCUGGUUGUUUCCCACUGCAGGGGUUUUCACGGUCACCCUGAAUGCUACAAAUGACAUCAGCGCAGAAGCCACCUCACAGGACUUCACAGUGCAGGACAGGGUUGAGGGCCUGGAGCUGAAGGUGAACAAGAGCAUCGUGGCAUUACGGGAGAAUGUGGAGUUCAACAUCGGCAUCUCUGCGGGGACCUCCGUGAGCUUCAUCCUGACCAUCAGCGGCGACGCCACAGUGGAGCUCCAGAACCUCACCUACACCCACCAGUUCACUCGAGUGGACACCUAUGUGGUCAACCUGACGGCCCACAACCAGAUCAGCUCGGAGAGGGCGAGUAUUAUUGUCAAGGUCAUGGAGCCGAUCAGCAUGCUUACCAUGGUCAACUGCUGUGAGGCCGCCAUCCCCGUGGGUGUCAAGAAGUUCUUCAGCGCUGAGAUACAGACAGGAAACCGCGUCACCUUCCUGUGGACUUUCGACCUGCACCACGGGACCAAGACGUCCCUGAUUGGGAAAAAGGUGACCUACACCCCAGAAAAGUCAGGUCAGCUGACCAUAUACCUGGGUGCAGUCAAUGCCCUGGGGUGCCAGAAUGUGACCAAGGUCAUACAGGUUCAGAACGUCCUGAUCUCUGCCACCUUGGAGGCUAACCCUCGGGACACCUUUAUCAAUAAGACGAUCAGCCUGCGUGCCUUGGCGUCCCCCAGAGGCACCCCGGCCUUCUACCAGUGGAACUUUGGGGACGGCACGGGGAGGCAGAACACCAACUCGCCCAGCAUUAGCCACUCAUACUCCCAGCCUGGGAACUAUGUGAUCCAGGUGAAUGUCAGCAACCUGGUGAGCUGGGUCAUAGCGCAGGUCGCCGUCAACAUCCGGGUGCUGGAGUGCGAGGAGCCCGAGGUGCGGCUGGUCAACGCUCCCCGGCUGACUGUCCGUCGGCCCCAGGCCAACCUGGUGGAGGCCAACGUCGACCUGAAGGGCUGUGUCCGGUACGGCGUGGAGUACCUGUGGGAGAUCUUCCCCUUCCCGCUCUCCGACGCCCCCCGGGGGCAGGACAGGGUCCCUCUACCGGCCGAGUUGGACACCAGGAGGCUUCAGCUCUCCAUCCCCAAAAUGGCGCUGGAGCUGGGUAACUAUAGCCUGGUCUUCUCCCUGACGUACGAGGGCAUCCCCCUGCGGAAGACUGCCUCGUUGCAGCUGAGCGUGAUAGCCGGGAAGCUGGUGCCCAUCAUUGAGGGCGGCUCCUACAGGGUCUGGUCCAAGACCCAGGACCUGCAGCUGAGCGGAGAGCAGUCGUACGACCCCAACCUGGGCCCAGAGAGCCAGACUCUGCUGAACUACCUGUGGGAGUGUACCAACACGUCAAAGGGCCCGGACCGCUGCUCCAGUCUGACUUUCAGCUCGGGUUUGGGGUACAACGAGCCGGUGCUGGGCAUCCCGGGGAGGGAGCUGGAGGCCGACCUGGCCUACACCUUUCGGCUCACCAUCAGCAAAGAGGGCACGGGCCGGGAGUCCACCACACAGAUGGUGCUGGUGCAGAGUGGCAGGAUCCCCAUGGUGUCCCUGGAGUGCGUGUCCUGCAAGGCCCAGUCCAUCUACGAGGUCAGCCAGAGCUCCUACGUCUUCCUGUCCGGCACCUGCAGCAACUGCCAGGCCUCACACCGUGGGCGGUGGACGGCGAUGACCCUGCAGAACGAGUCCCUGGUGCUGGACACCAGCAGCACCACCACGGGGAACGACGGGAUGAACCUGGUGCUGCGGCAGGGCGUGCUGCGCGACGGCAACUCCUACGUCUUCAGCCUCCACGUGGUGGACGACCUCAUGGACCGGGAGGGCGUGGCCUCCAUCGUGCUCCGCCACAACAUGCCCCCUACUGGCGGCUCCUGCGCCCUGCGGCCCAGCGCCGGCCGGGUCCGGACGCUCGUCGACAAAGUGCAGUUCUCCUGCACGGGGUACACGGACUCGGACGACCGGGAGACGCCGCUGCUGUACAGCCUGCUGGUGAGGCGCUGCUCCAGGGCGCAGUGCGAGGAGUUCUGCGUGUACAAGGGCACCAGCCGCGAGCACGCCGUCUUCCUGCCGCCCGGCUUCCUGCCCAGCCGCAGCGUGGACGUGUUCGUCAUCGUGGAGGACCACCAGGGGGCGGCCAUCACCGCCUUCAACGACUCCAUGGAAGUGAUUCUCCCAGAAGCCCCCGCUGGCUACGACAGCCUGGUCCACUGGCUCUACAACCUGACCAGCACCACCCUGAGGGACCUGCUGAGGCAGGGAGACCCCCAGCGCGUCAGAGAGCUCUCCCUGGCCCUCAUCACCGUGCUCAACGAGUACGAGCAGGUCAUGCCCACAGCCGCGGUAAGCAGGGCCGAGAGGCAGCUGAGGGUGAGCGUGCGCAGCAACAUCACCCGCGCGCUGACCGCCCUCGACCUCAACACCGUCAACGACAUCCAGCAGACCUCCGCCGCACUGGCGCAGUGCACGGCGGUCAGUCGGGAGUUCCUGUGUGAGGAGUGUCAGAACAGCACGCUGAACAAGCUGGAGUCCAUGCUGGAGAUUCUGCAGGGCGACACCAAACAGGGCACGGUCACCCCCACCGAGAUCGCCGACAACAUCCUCAGCAUCGUGGGUGACCUGAUCCACCAGGUGAGCCAGUCCCCUCCCGAGCCGGAGCCGGAGGAGAAGCUGUCGGCGCUGAGCGAGCUGCAGCCGCUGCGCGUGGCGGCCAAGGCCUACAACCUGUCGUCGGAGCUGAUGCGCAUCCUGAUGGCCUCGCGCGUGCUCAACGAGGAGGCGCUGGUGCUGCGCUGCACCAAGAUGACGGCCACGGGCAAGCGGGCCGACCCGCAGAGCCUGCUGUGCUACCGCGACGGCGGCGACUGCCUCUUCAGCAUCCCGCCGGCCUUCAACGGCAGCCUGGGCCACGUGUCGCGCGUGGUGCAGCUGCUCUUCCAGGUGGAGUCCAACCCCUUCCCCUUCAACUACGUCAGCAACUACACCGUGUCCACCGAGGUGGCCUCCAUGGAGUUCCAGACGGAGAGCGGCGCCCAGAUCCCCAUCGCCCGGCUGGACGACAGCCAGGCCAUCACCGUCACCGUGGCCAACAACAGCGCCCACGCCCACGCCCACGCCGCGCCCGAGCGGCUGCUGGCGGGGGCCGCCAACGUCAGCCACUGCAGCUCCGUCAUCGUCAAGGUCAGCGCCGGCAACACCAACCGCCACGCCGGCCUCCACGUCCGGCUCUCCUUCAGCCCGCUCGACGGUGACGAUGGCCCUGAGGAGACUGAGGAGGACCCCUCCAUCGAUGCCUACUUGCACGACUCCGCCUGGCCCAACGAGUACAACUGCAGCCAGAGGAAGCACAUCAGUCAGAGCAUGCUCAAUGGCCUGGACCACAAGCUCUACACCUUCUUCGUUUCUCCACAGUCACAUGACACCACGCUGGACUACUACGUGAACGUGUCGACGGGGUGCGGCGCGGGCUCCCCCGGCGUGCGGCUGGAGGUGGGCGUGUUCUCCUCGCUCUGCCAGUACUUCAGCGAGAGCGACAGGGUGUGGCGCACGGACGGCAUGGUGCCCCUGGCCGAGACCACGGCCGACCGCGCCGUCUGCGUCACGCAGCACCUCACCUCCUUCGCCGCCAGCCUGUUCGUCCCGCCGGAGUCCGUGCAGUUCAUCGUGCCUAACCGAUCGUCGGGCCUCAGCCUGGUGGUGCUGCUCACCUGCGCGGUGGGGCUGGUCUGCUACGCGGUGGCGGCCGCCGUCCUGCACAAGCUGGACCAGCUGGACCUGCGGCGGGCCGCCGUGGUGCCGCUCUGCACCACGGCCCACGUGGGCAUCAGCCUGUACGGCAGGGAGAGCCGCAGCGGGCACCGCCACCUGGACAGCACCGGCGCCUUCGCCCGGAACGGCCUGGACAUCUUCCACAUUGCCACGGAUACCAGCCUGGGCAGCGUGUGGAAGAUCCGCGUCUGGCACGACAACAAGGGCCUCAGUCCUGCAUGGAGGCUGCAGUAUGUGCUGGUGAAGGACCUGCAGACCGGAAGCUCCUAUUACUUCCUGGUGGAGGAGUGGCUGUCCGUUGACAACGAGAAGACGGACGGGAGGGUGGAGAUAGAGGUGGAAGCUUCUGCGGAGGCGGAGCUUCGGCAGUUGCCCCGCCUCCUCUCCUGGGAGCUGCAGCGAUCCGUGUCCGAGAGUCACAUCUGGCUGUCUCUGUGGGACCGCCCGCCCCGCAGUCCCUUCACCCGCCUGCAGAGGGCGACCUGCUGCUCCGUGCUGCUGCACCUCUCCCUGCUGGCCAACGCCGUGUGGUACGCGACCGUGGUCGACAGGACCAGGAGCUCUGCAGCAGUGUCCAGGCUGGCCACGGUCAGCGGGGAGACAUUGGCGGCGGGACUGGUCAGCUGCAUGGUGGUGUACCCUCUCUACCUGCUGGUGCUGUGUCUCUUCAGGAUGGCCCGCAGCAAGGUGUCAGUGGAGCAGCUGCCUCCCCAGGUGGAUCAGGAGUCACUGGAAAUUGACGACAUCCUGGACAACUCCAUGGCAGGCAGCUCCUUCCUCAUCUUAAACGGUGUCCCCGGAGAGACGUACUCCGAGGAGACCAACAUAGACCUGCCGACUCCGUCGACAAAGAGCCUGCAGCGGUGGGGCGUGGGGGACAGGGAGCGGACGGGGAACUGGCCGGACCUGCUGAGUGACCCAGCGCUGGUGGGGGCGGCGCUGCCCCGACUGAAGAGGGGUCAGGGCAGCCGGCACCUGGGGGUGGACAUGGCCCUGAGCCCCGAGGAAGAGGAGGCGGUCGCCUACUCCCACAGGAACAAGUACUUCACCUCCUCAGACGAGGAUCUGAUCAAGCGCAUCUUGGCGGACGGGCAGCUGCAGGUGUCCCGCCUCUGCGACCCCCAGCAGUUCUUCUCGCAGACGGACAGCGAGAUGGCAGACCUGUCCAGUAUUUUCGGGGAUAAGACGGAAGUGAUCCUCCUCCAGAAGCUGAAUGAACCUCUUCCCCCCGGGGCCGUGAGGAGGGACCCGCCCAAGACCGCCUUCACGUCCCGCACAGUAAUGGCGGACGUGUGUCGGCAGCGGCGGUUUCCCCCCUGGUGUGGCCAGGCGGCGCUGUUGGGCAGCUGGGCAGUGCUGGCGCUGUCCAGCGGCCUGGCGGUGUGGCUGGGCCUGGGCUUCAGUGAGAAGGUGGCUCUCAUGUGGCUCAUCUCGGUCAUCAGCAGCUUCCUGGCCUCCUUCUUCAUCCUGGAGCCCCUGAAGGUGCUGUUGGAGGGUCUGUACUUCGCCCUGGUGGUGCGGAGGCUCCGGCCGGAGGAGCAGGACGUGCUGGUGGAGAGCCCCCGCGUGGAGCACAUCAGCCAGCGCAUCCCCAGGGUGCGGCCGCCCCAGGGAUUCGCCCUGUUCCAGGCCCGGGAGGAGGCGCGCAAAGUGCGUGUGCUGCACUCCAUGCUGAAGAACUUCCUGCUGUACAUGCUGUUCCUGCUGGUGGUGCUGCUGAUGAACUACGCAGACUCCAGCCGGGACGCACACAGUCUGCAGCUGCGCAGUCAGCUGCGGCUCCGCCUCCACACGCCGGACUUCAACAGCAUCGCCAGGCGGGAGGAGGUGUGGGCGUGGCUGUCCCAGUCUCUGCUGCCCUUUCUGCUGGACAGACAGGCCCUGAUGCGAGAGACCGGCAGCCUGCUCCUGGGGGUCCCCCGGCUACGACAAAUCCGGGCCAGUCAUGGCUGUCCCAGUAUGGAACACGUGACUAGUGACUCCUCCUGGGGUGGGUGCGCUCAUUUUGGCUCCGCCCCCGAGAACAGAACUGUGGGCUUUGGGUGGACAGGGGCGGGAUCCAACCUCACCCAGAACUGGACCGCCAAGCCAGCCGGUGCCACGGGGGCGUGGCACUGGGGACAAGCCUCCAUCUACGACAGCGGGGGCUACGUCCAGGACCUGCGGGGGUCUGCAGAGUCGUCAGAGUCCGUGAUCCGAAACCUGGAGAGACACCAGUGGCUGGACUCGCUGACCCGGGCUCUGUUCGUGGAGUUCUCUCUCUACAACACCAACACAGACCUGCUGGCGGUGCUGACCUUCCUGCUGGAGUUCCCCUCCCCCCAGGGGGCGCUGUCCAGCCUGGACCUGAAGACCUGCAUCCAGCACAGGCUGAGCGCCGGCCUGGACCUGCUGCUGCUGCUCACGGUGUUCCUGCUGGCGUUCGUGCUGUACUUCUGCGUGAGGGAGGGCGUGAGGGCCCGCAGGGAAGGGCGCGGCUACUUCCUGCGGCCGUGGAACGCGGCGGGGGCGUGCAGCCUGGCGCUGUCCCUGGGUGCAGCCGCGCUGCACCUGAGCCGCGCCGCGCUGGCCGACCGCCUGUGGGAGGCGCACCUGCGCCGCCGCCGCGCCUUCACCGACUUCUACCCGCUGGCCCUCCAGAGCCAGGCCUUCGCCCAGCUGUCCGCGCUGCUGCUUUUCCUGCUGGUGCUCAGGGCCGCGCAGCAGCUGCGCUUCCUGCGGGAGUGGGCUGUGUUCGGGAGGGCCCUGCGCCGCUCUGCCGGGGAGCUGCUGGCUGCAGCCGCGGCGCUGCUGGUGCUGCUGCUGGCGUACUCACACGCUGGGCAUCUGCUCUUCCACUCGGUGCUAGACGGCUACGGCAGCGUGGGCUCGGCGUGCCUGACCCUGCUGGGGGCAGGGCGGGGCCUGUUGUCCUGGCGACCGGCCGGCCCCGCCUGCUCCGCCUGCUGCCUGGCCUAUCACGGCAGCUUCUCGCUGCUGCGCCUGUGGCUGCUGUGGCUGGUGACGUCGGCGCUGCUGCGGAACUACCGUCGGGCCCGCGCCGAGCUCUACCGGCCCGCCAUCGAGUCCCAGGACUACGAGAUGGUGGAGCUCUUCCUGCGCCGCCUCAAGAUGUGGAUGGGCCUCAGCCGGGCCAAGGAGUUCCGGCACAAGGUGCGCUUUGAGGGCAUGGAGCUGCCCCCGUCCCGCUCCUCCUCCACCAGCGACUGCAAGUCCCUGUGCCUGCCGCCGCUGGACACGCCCGAGGCCCCGCCCACCCCGGACAGCGUGGACGCCGGCUCCGAGGCGUCCUGGAGGCCCACGUCCUGCAGCCCCUGCAGCCUGGGGGAGGGGCCGGGCCUGGGGCCGGUGGGCGGGGCCGCCUGGCGGGAGAGGGCGGAGGCGGACGCCACGCUCCGGCGGCUGCUGCCGGCCUUCGACUCGCUGCUGCUGCAGCUGGACCGGGUGACGCAGGCCACCGAGGAGCUGUACCGCGCCGAGUGCCGGCUGGAGCGGGCCCAGCGCCGCCGCCGCCGCCACCGCCGGAAGCGCGGCCACAGGGACCCUGCGGGACGGAGGCACCACGGCAACAAGGGCGCCCACGGGACGCGGCUGCCGGAGGCCACGCCCCCCAGCGACCCCGCCCCGGACCCCGCCCCUGGUCCGGCCCCCGACCCCACCCCUGCCCCUAACCCCACCCCCGCCCCUGCCCCUGCCCCUAACCCCGCCCCCCGGCAGCGCGAGUGGGACGGCCCCCGCGAGGCCGAGCCCAUCCCCUCCAGCCUCUUCCGCCACCCGGCGCACACCACCACCAUCCCCACCCGAAAACGCAAGCCCCCGCCCCUGAAGAACAAAGUGCACCCCAACACGGACGUGCACGUCUCCGGGCACCCCAAGCCCUGAGGCCGGCCGGGGGCCAGCGUCGCGGGGAACCCAAGGCCGCGGAAACGAGGAGGAGGAGCGCCGAGAAGGAGGCGGGCUCUCGGGCGAGGGGUCGGAGAACGCCCGCCCCCCCUCCCCCCCCCGAAAAAUCACUCAAGGAAGACGAGACGGCGGCGGCAGCGGGUCCUGCCGCCGGGCGCUCGUCAGGAACAUUCCGGAAGGUAGAGAGAAGAUACUGUUCCUAAUCACGGCCUUUACACAAAGGACCCAGGAAGGCACCUCAGGCCUAGUCAACACUAAGCAGCUGGCCUAAUUACGAACACUUGGCCACCAGUGAGUGCACUGGUGUCUCAUGGGAUGUGGUAGCAAGGUGCAGGACGCCAGCUUCACAACCCAACCCCCCUCAACCCCCACCCCCCACCCCCGCCCCCCCGCACCCUUGUGACCCUGGAGGUCCAGGGUGAUUGACAAAGCAUUCAUUGUGCUUACAAAAAACACACAAAAAAACAAUGAGAAAGAAAAAAGAACUUACAAGGAGAGACUCGUUGUGUGUACAGCUAUCGGCAUUGCUUUAAGAUGUACCAGUUUUAUAUUUGAUUGUUAUUGUUUUUGCUGUCGUUUUCAAUGAGCUAAGGAAGCUGUUGUCAGGUCGCAAAUAUGUUGUAGUAACAGUGUGUUCAGAAGCAGAGAUAUGUCAAAUCACACAAGCCAUACCUUCACACUCAUGCACACACACACGCAUAUAAACACAUGCUGAGACUCUAAAUCUAGCAGAGUGCUUUGCUUCGUCUCAUGAUUGCAUUAUGCUCUGGUCUUUCGAUGCUUGCCUCCCAGAGGCAAGACAAGAACAAACAUAACCUCCCGGGACUGCACUGCAGAUAGGGAGAAAGAAAAAUUGUGAGAGCAAGUGAGAGAGACAGAGAGAAAGAGAGAGAGGUGGAGGUCUUUGUCAGGCUAAUAAGGGGUUACACAUAAUGCUAAGCCUUUCAGGAGAACACCAUGCUAGGGAAGGCUGACAUCAGUCACCUGGGGGUUAGCAAGAUUACAGCUGUUUCCCAGAUCUCGCCAGCUUCCAUCCCUCUCCACAGACCUCCAGCUAAGGCUCUCUCCCAGUGCCACAGCACCAUAGAAGAAGUUUUUUUUUUUUUUAAACACACACACAACCUGACCAGUAGGGUAGAACAAAUGAAAAAAAAAAAAAAACGAGGGUACAUCAUUUUUUUGUUUCUUUCAUUUGCUUCAAAGAUGGUUCUGAAUCUAAUUUAAAAGCACUUUUAGUAAUAUAUAAAGAGUAAUAAGCUUAGUGUGGUUACCGUCUGGUGUGGCCAUGCGCUUACAUUUUCCAAGUAGAGUUGCCAAAGCUUGCAUAAUCAUUUUACAGCCAGAGUGGUCUUAAGUUAAAAGUUGUCUUUUGUACCUAGCACUUUAUUUGUAUGUAAAGCUGUUAUAUGAUGCCAUAUUUAACUCGAAAUGUUUUUGUUUUUUUUGUGUUGAUUUUUAUUUUCAAACAGCUAAAAAGAAUUAUCCUCAUUGAGUAUUAUACAUGAAGUGCUUCAGGAUAUUGUGCCAUUAUCGUUGUAAAUCGCGUGACGUUUAUGUUUGGUUUUUUUCUGCCCUUAGCAGAACUAUGUUUGAACUCUGCAGAACUCCCACAGGCAUUAUGGGUACUCUCACCUUGUCUCAGGGAUCCAACCCUAACCCCCUCCCUCAACCGUCAUUUCAUUGCAUUUCUGGCCAACGGAGGACAUUUACGCGGCGUCAGGGUGGAACUGGAAGAGGCGUGCCCUUCACUCCCCUCUGAUGUCUCAGCCCAGCCGCAGUUCAGUAACCGCCUGAAUCCCUGAAUGUGCAGGACAGUGCUGGGCCAGCUUUUACAGGACGUCCUCACACAGAGAGGCGUUCCUUAAACUCGGCUGCCCGGCUGUACCUGCCCAACCCCGACCCAAACCGUUACCUAACCCCCAACCCAAAACCGUUACCCAACCCCGACCCAAACCCCAGCCCAAACUGUUACCCAACCUUCAACCCAAACCGUUAGCCAACCCCCAACCCAAAACCGUUACCCAAACCCCCUCCCCGUGCCAGAUCACAGCACGACCAUCAGUCCCUCAGCAUCACUAAAGCAAAGUCUUUUUUUAAAGCUUAUUUUCCUUUACUAUUACAUCUUAAGUUAAAAAAUUUGUAGUCAAUGUAUAUUUGUACAUAUUGAUGGACCCCGUUGUAAAUAUUUCUUUCCUUACAUUGGCUAUAAGGUCACAGCACUGACUAAAGUUGUUUUAGUUGUACUCCACGGACUGACCAGACUUCAGUAUUUUCAAACGCGGAAAAGACUUUCCACACCAAGGUUCCCAGCGGAGAUGGAGUUUAUGAGCUAACCGUUAUCAGCGCACGCACGUGCGACAUUCCCCACCCGCGAUGUCACCCAAAGAAACGUCCGUGUUUGGCCAGCAAUGACAUAAAUCGCUACGUUUUCUUCUUUAAUCGUAUGGUACGCGAUUACUUUUUAGUUGCAGCGACAAGCAACCAGAGAUGAGAAGGUUUUGGGAUGUUUUGUAUGUGCAGUUUCGUGACGAAAGUAGGAAGCGAGCUUUUUUUUAUUUUUUAUAGUGGAAUUUAAAAAAAGAUGUUUUAAGCAGUAUUAAGGAAAUUAACGGGUCUCUGAAGAGUCCAGACGGAUGGUACAAACAGCACAUUGAGCUGACUGUAAAGAAGGCGAAAAUGCCGUUUCUUAGUGUCGCGUUAAGUCCUCAAAUAAAUCAGGGAGUUAAAAAAAAAAAAAGUAGAAUAAGAUGAAGGCUUACAGACAGCCAACACAACAUUGUGCCAAAGCCAACUUGCAUGAUGAGGAAUUGCUUUUUUUUUUUUGUUGUUGUAUUUUUAAGCAAGUCUUAUUAUGGCAAAGCUGUUAUAUGCAUUCAAGUUAUGUUUUUUGUGUCUUGUUGCGUUUUUUUUUGUUUUGUUUUUUUUUGGUUUUUUGUAUUCUACCUUACGUGUAGCACUUCACCUGCUUUGCACUUGACAAAGUCAAAUAAAGAGUUUGACAGCUA